ACUCACUCGGAAUACUAUAAAACCUGUUGAUUUCAAAUAUUCCGAAUGUUAUUUUUGCAUCCAUGAAGCUCAUAAAGCUUGGUAGUGCAGGCCAAAAACCCGACGAUUGCUUCCAUUUUUUGGUCUCAAGAGCAUUAUCUUCUGUUAAAAACCGGACUAAUCUCCACAAAGUUCAUUCUCUCAUAGUAAUUUCAGGCCAGCACCAAUCAACAUUCUUCUGUGGAAAACUCAUUUCAAAGUACUCCGAGUUCAAAGACCCUGUUUCUUCAUUAUCUAUUUUCCGCAUAAAUUCACCUACCCAUAAUGUUUACUUAUGGAAUACUAUCAUUAGAGCCAUGACCCAUAAUGGGUUAUUCUCUAAAGCAUUAGACUUUUAUACCCAAAUGAGAAAAUUAAAUGUUAAGCCGGAUAAUUAUACUUUUCCUUCGAUUAUUAGUUCGUGUGGCAACUUAUUGGAUCUUAAAAUGGCUGAAAUUGUUCAUGAUGAUGUUUUGGGAAUGGGUUUUGGAUCAGAUUUGUAUAUAUGUAAUGCUUUGAUUGAUAUGUAUGCGAGGAUGAAGGAAUUAGGGAGAGCGCGUGAGGUGUUUGAUAAAAUGCCUCAUAGAGAUGUGGUUUCUUGGAAUAGUUUGAUUUCGGGGUAUAGUGCGAAUGGGUAUUGGGAAGAGGCGGUGGAAACUUUUCGGGAGGGAAGGUUAUUGGGUGUUGUUGCUGAUACUUUUACUGUGUCAAGUGUUUUACCUGCAUGUGGGGGUUUGAUGGAGGUUGAACAGGGUCAGAUAGUUCAUGGGUUGGUGGAGAAGAAUGGAAUUAAGGGAGAUAUGACUGUGAGUAACGGACUUCUUUCGAUGUACUUUAAGUUUGAGAGGUUGUUGGACUGUCAGAGAAUCUUUGAUGAGAUGAUAGUUAGAGAUACUGUCACUUGGAAUAUCAUUAUUUGUGGGUUUUCUCGCUCCGGGUUGCAUCAGGAGUCCAUCAACUUGUUUCGAGAAAUGGUUUGUGAGUAUCAGCCGGAUCUGCUUACAAUUACUUCUGUUUUACAAGCUUGUGGACAUUUGGGGGAUUUGAGAUUUGGAAGAUAUGUUCAUGACUUUAUUUUGAAACACAGAUAUGAAUGUGAUACUACUGCUAGCAAUAUCAUUAUUAACAUGUAUGCAAAAUGUGGUGAUUUAGCAGCUGCAAGGCAAGUAUUUGACAACAUGAAAAGUUGGGAUUUGGUCUCAUGGAACUCAAUGAUUAGUGGUUAUGUUGAAAGUGGGUUUAAUAAGGAAGCAGUAGAUCUGUUUAAGAUAAUGAGGAUAGACUUGCAACCGGAUUUUGUCACCUUUGUGACACUUCUGUCAACCUGUACAAAGUUGAUGGACAUGGAUUUCGCAAGAGAGCUCCACUCUGAUAUAAUUAAGAGAGGAUAUGAUUCCACUCUUAUUGUGGGCAAUGCUCUUCUAGAUGUGUAUGCCAAAUGUGGCAAAAUGGAGCAUUCAGUGUGGCAAUUUGAAAUUAUGAAUACUAGAGAUAUUGUAACGUGGAAUACUAUUAUUGCUGCAUGUGGUCAUAAUGAAGGAAGUUACGUAGGUUUAAAGAUGCUCAGUAGGAUGAGAAUGGAAGGUAUCAUGCCUGAUGUUGCUACCAUUUUAGGUUCGCUGCCUUUGUGUUCCUUGCUUGCUGCCAAAAGACAGGGGAAAGAGCUGCAUGGCUUCAUUAUCAGGCUCAGUUUUGAGUCACAUGUCCCUGUUGGAAAUGCACUGAUCGAAAUGUACUCCAAAACUGGGAGUUUAAAGAAUGCAAUAUCGGUCUUUGAGCACAUGAGGAUCAAAGACGUGGUGACGUGGACAACAAUGAUAUCUGCAUAUGGAAUGUAUGGCGAAGGAAUGAAAGCUCUCAGAUCUUUUCAAGAGAUGAAGGAGAAGGGUACUAUUCCAGAUCAUAUUGUUUUUGUUGCCGUUAUAUAUGCAUGUAGCCAUUCUUGUUUAGUGCAAGAAGGUCGUGCUUUCUUUAACCAAAUGAGAAAAGAAUAUAACAUUGAGCCUAGGAUUGAACAUUAUGCUUGCAUGGUUGAUCUUUUAUCACGUUCUGGGCUACUAGCUGAAGCGGAGGACUUUAUCCUUUCUAUGCCGCUGCAGCCUGAUGCAAGUAUGUGGGGAGCUCUACUCAGUGCUUGUCGAGCUAGUGGAGAUACCAAGACUGCUGAACGUGUUGUAGAACGUCUUGUUGAAUUGAACUCUGACGAUCCGGGGUAUAAUGUUUUAGCUUCCAACGUAUAUGCCACUUUGGGGAAGUGGGACCAAGUGAGAACAAUACGAAAAUCCUUGAAAGCUAGAGGACUCAAAAAAGGCCCAGGAUGUAGUUGGAUUGAAAUUCGCAACAGAGUUUUUAUUUUUGGCACUGGGGAUAGGUCCUUUCAACAAUACAAACAAGUCAAUGAGCUCAUACGGGACCUCAACAAUGCAAUGGAUAAGGAAGGUUAUGUUGCUGACUUAAAAUUUGUUCUGCAUGAUGUUGGUGAAGAUGAGAAGAUAAAUUUUCUUUGUGGGCAUAGUGAAAGACUUGCUAUAGCGUUUGGAUUGCUGAACACAAAAGAAGGUUCACCUUUGCAAGUAAUGAAGAAUCUCCGGGUUUGUGGGGAUUGCCACACUUGGACCAAGUAUGUGUCAAAAAUUGUGCAGAGGGAAAUACUAGUUAGAGAUGCAAAUCGCUUUCACUUGUUUAAGGAUGGGACAUGUAGCUGCAGAGACUACUGGUGAUUAAAGUCUGUCGUCCUUCCUCAUACUUAGCAGAUAAAAAGAUUCCUACGAUUGAAGAAAUUAAGGAUUUAUCAUUUGGAAACAAUCUGGAGGUUAAAUAUCUCUCUGCUUGUUAGAAUUGUGAGGUUUCAAGCUAUAUCUCCUGUACUAUUACGUUUCUACCUUAAGUUGCAGGACUGGUGCACUAUUUGACUUUGAAAAGAGAUGCAAAAGUAUUAAGGAUCUUCGUAUCUGGGCCUGCUUCUUUCUAGUGGAAUAGCGUGCCUACUUUCUCAUUCGGAGGUCAAAAGAUACAGAUACAUACAAAGGUUCUGGGACUGUUAUCCGAGCAAUCAAAAGCUUGAUCAUAGCCCACCGGGGUUCGAGAUAUAAGUGGCAGAAGAAAAAUGAAAGCUGUCUAUAAUUAUAAGCUAGAUAUUUCAUGGUAACUCGUGUUACUAAUUCAUUCAUUGAAUAUCUUUCUUGCCCGUAUGAAGAAUGUGGAAUAGCAGGAACCAGCAAAAUACUCCUAAAGGGAACGAACGCAGAACGUGAGCUACUUUGAUUUCAACUUUGUGCUAGGUGCAUGGAGGAAACUUGUAUGUAACAAUCAAGGGUGUCCUAAGUGGAUUUUUAUGCUUACUUUAGCUGGUCAUGGCAGAUUGACUACCAGGGAUAGGCUGGUUAGAUGGGGUGUAACUGCUGAUCAAGUAUGCCCUCUUUGUUCUGUAGAGAAUGAAAGUGUAGAGCAUUUGUUCUUCAGGUGUGACUGAAUGGGCUGCCAGAAUGUGGUUGAAGUUGUUACAGUGGCAGGGUAUAUGUAGAGCCAGUCAUGGGCUGGGAGGAUGAAUUGGCCUUGACAGGAAGUCUUAUGCAGGGGAAAACUGCUGGGGCUGCAGUAUUUGGAAUUGUGCUUGCAGGUGCAAUUUACUUUAUAUGGCAAGAAAGAAAUAUGAGAGUUUUUCAGGGUAAACAAAGAAAUGCUGAAGUGGUUACAAAGCUGCUUAUACAAAAGACAUUCUGCAGAGGAACUAUGAAAUGCAGUUUGACAAGAAGACUGGAGCAACUCAAUUACUAUCAUAGCAUGUAUUAGAUAAUUUUCUUUUGACUAGGCUGUGUAGUAGGUUGAACUGGAGCUGUAUGAAAUUGGGAUGAAAUUCCACUUUCAGCUCUUUUUUGUACUGUACAUAAUGAUUACUUGGUAAUUAAAAUUUUUUAUUCACCCCCAAAAGAAAAGACUUUGUGCUAGCUACUUCCUCACUGUUUUUGCCAAGAUAUUCUACUGCUGCAAGCUGAGCACAUAGCUAUUUCUGUGG
Messenger RNA from Nicotiana attenuata, 4033 nucleotides. RefSeq names its product pentatricopeptide repeat-containing protein At3g03580. The transcript has 3 exons. Lineage: Eukaryota; Viridiplantae; Streptophyta; Magnoliopsida; Solanales; Solanaceae. The record is from RefSeq and is a predicted model, not a curated record. Gene Ontology annotation, biological process: RNA modification. The coding region runs from base 63 to 2738 and encodes 891 amino acids. Gene Ontology annotation, molecular function: protein binding; zinc ion binding; RNA binding.